ACAUUCACAUAUAGUUAUAUAUCAUACCAUACCUUAUACAUAUUGUCACAUAUUUGUCUUAUGUUAUAUAGUUGUUGUAUAUACUCAUCUCCAAAUUACACACACAACACUCACUUCAAGAUAUUUCAGUAUCACUAGCCUAGUAACCUUAGAUUCUGUUCCCUUUUUCACUUUCCUCUUAUCGCUACCUUGAUUAUUGGAUUAGAAAGAAACAUAAUAGUACUAUAUUUCACUCCGAUUCUCACUCUGGAAGUUUACUUAAACUGAACUGUGUCACUGUCAAGACUUAAAACAGGUUCCUAUAGACUGUGAUAACAUGGAAUCUCCACAAUCCAUUGUGUCAGUGUCACCAUUCAAGAGCUCAGUCUUUGGAGAUUCUGAGAAGUAUAAGUCAGAUAUGUUGACACAAAGGUCUAGUCCUUUGUCUAAGGGCAUUGAAAUCAAUGGAAAAGAAGCUUUUGCAGUGUCGAAUCAUGAGGAAUUUAUUGGAGUAGUUGAUGUUUGCAUACAUCAAGCUAGAGACAUUCAUAACAUCUGCAUAUACCAUAAGCAAGAUGUUUAUGCUAAGAUAUUUUUGACUAAUGAUCCUGAGAGUUCUGUCUCUACCAAGAUUAUCAAUGGAGGAGGAAGGAACCCCGUGUUUAACGAUAACCUUCGUUUAAGCGUUAGGACUGUCGAUUCUUCUCUCAAAUGUGAGAUUUGGAUGAUGAGUAGGGUCAAGAAUUAUCUUGAAGACCAAUUGCUUGGUUUUGCUUUAGUACCUUUGUCUGAAGUAUUGAUGAAAGAUGGAAAACUAGAGAAAGAGUUCUCUCUUUCUUCAACCGAUCUAUUCCAUUCCCCGGCAGGUUUCGUUCAAUUGUCUGUUGCUUACAACGGUGCUUCGCCCGAUGUUAUGGAAAUUUCGGCAAUGCCUAAUGCUGAAUUGGAUCGAAAUGGCAUUCAGAAGGACUCGGAAACAUGUGAGUCGAUCGUGAGAGAUUUAGGUAAAAUCGAGUUCCCGGAUCCGAAAAUUGUAAAUGAAGAUCAUAUAAUGGUUUCAGAAUACUUUGGCACUGAUAGCUUGGCCACUACUGAUACUGAAAAUCUUAGUUCUGAAAAAGGUGUUCAAUUUGUGGAAAGCUUCUCGGCGGCAUGUAGUGCUGAAUCUGUUGAACCUCCGAAAGUUGAAUCGCCGCCUAGCAGUGUGUCAACAAAUGGUGUUGUUUCAAGCACAAUUUCAAGCACGAAAGAGAAAACUGUUGAUCUCAAAGAUGGCGAGAGUGAUUCAUCGAACGCGUUGCUGAAUGAGGCAUUUCAAAAGCCUGUUGUGAGUGUGAAUAUUGAGCCAGAGCCAAAAAUGGUGCAGCAGGAUAUAGUAGACAUGUAUAUGAAAAGUAUGCAGCAAUUUACUGAGUCAUUAGCAAAAAUGAAGCUUCCUAUGGACUUUGAAAGUGGACCAACUAGUUCAGGAAACACAAUCUCGGAACCGAAACUACAGUCGUCAAAGAGUAGUAACUCGCGUGUGUUUUAUGGUAGUAGAGCUUUCUUCUGAGCCUUUUGUUAAGGUGAUUUAGUUUUUAGAAUUAGAAUAACAAAAAACUUAUAUCAGUAGUGGAAUGCAAUAAUGUUAUAGUAUGAUCUGUUGGGGAGUCUGAGGGUGCUCGGGAGAAACAUAGGGUCAAAUGCUCUAGGACCACAAGAGACGCCACUGGACUCCCCAACAUGAUCAUGGGUCCAGUGUGGUUUCUCUCUUUGUGUAUUUUCUUUCUUGAUUUUGUUAAAGUUAACAUGAAAGCUUAACUUUGUAUUUCAUGAAUCAUAGACAUGGUCCUCUCUUUGUGUUUC
This is a messenger RNA of Trifolium pratense (red clover), 1824 nucleotides long. RefSeq lists its product as uncharacterized. The record is from RefSeq and is a predicted model, not a curated record. Lineage: Eukaryota; Viridiplantae; Streptophyta; Magnoliopsida; Fabales; Fabaceae. The coding region runs from base 317 to 1531 and encodes 404 amino acids. The transcript has 2 exons.